Messenger RNA from Styela clava, 3538 nucleotides. RefSeq lists its product as uncharacterized. NCBI's taxonomy places the organism in Eukaryota, Metazoa, Chordata, Ascidiacea, Stolidobranchia, Styelidae. The record is from RefSeq and is a predicted model, not a curated record.
CAUAUUUUGUUGGAAAAUGUUUCUUCGAAUAUCGAUCUUUGGGUUGGUUUUGUGCAGUCUUGCAACUGUCAAAUCCGAACAACCGUCAACAAGAUUAGGAAAUCCGGAAGUGAUUGUUACUCAAGGAAAAAUUGAAGGAAAGGAUAUUCGAUAUGAUCUUCGACGAAUCGACAGAUUUGUGGCAAUUCCGUAUGCAUCUCCGCCCAUUGGCGAUCUGAGAUUCAGUCCUCCUGUGGCUCAUCCAGGAUGGGGAGCCAAUAUAUAUGAUGCAACUGGAGGCUUAGGAACAGACUUGAAGGACAAGAUGUGUAUGCAAACAAGACCAAACACAGAUCUACGAAGUGGUGCAGUUGGAAGCGAAGAUUGUUUAUAUCUGAACGUAUGGGUUGCUGGGGGAGUUGACGAAGCCAGAAGAAAUCCACGUCCUGUAAUGGUUUGGAUUCACGGUGAAGGAUACAGUUAUGGGAGUAGUUGGGGACCAAGUGUAAACGACGAAAGACUUUAUGAUAUGGCACCUCUCGCACUGCGAGGUGAUAUAAUUGGUAUCAGUAUCAAUUACAGACUUGGUCCAUUCGGAUUUUUCAGUACUGGUGAUGAAAAUGCACCAGGUAACUACGGAAUGCUAGAUCAAGUGAUGGCGUUACAGUGGAUUCAAGAUAACAUCUGGGCAUUUGGAGGAGACGCACAAAGGGUGACUAUAUUUGGUCAGUCAACUGGUGGAACAAGUGUAGGUUUACAUAUGGUAUCUCCGAUGAGUACAAAUUUGUUUAGUCGAGCUAUUUCAGAGAGCGGAACAUCAUUGUCACAGUGGGGAUUACAAAGAGACCCGAUGCGAAGUGCGACAAAGCUAGCCGGAGAACUGAAUUGCACAACAGAAAACAAUGUUGAUCUUGUAUCCUGCAUUAAACAAAAACCCGCGGAGGAAAUUGCAACUGGUUUAAGAGUUUAUGGAGUAUUGAAGAUCUCAAAUCUGAAUUUACCUUGGGCGCCAGUCGUUGAUGGAAAAUUCCUGCCAAGUGAACCAGAGCUUCUUAUUCAAAAUGCUGCUACAAAGGAUUAUUUGAUUGGAAGCAAUAACAUGGACGGUCAUUUAUUCGCCGGACUUGACUUUCCUUUUUCAAGAUUACCUAUAGUUCCUAUGACAGAGAUAUCUCUACUCAGGGCAUCACGUCGACUGAGUCCCUACAUAACCCCCCACAUAUCUCAAUUGAUCGACUUCCAGUACCAGAAAUAUAAAGACGGACGAGAUAAGCAUUAUUAUAAAGAUGUGCUUGUUGAUUUAUACACUGACUUUAUGUUCACUGCUCCAACCUAUUCUAUGGCACAACAACAUUCAUUUUUAUCACAAAACCAGGGCACGGGAGCAAAAACGUUUGUUUACCUUUUCUCCGAACCCAAAACCCGAACGCUACUGAACGGAGAAUUCGAUGGUAAAUUGGAUGGCGCAGAACACGGAGAGGAAGUACAAUAUGUUUUUGAUGUACCCAAUCGAGCGGGACUCAGAUACAGCAGAGCAGAACAGAAACUUGCCAAUUCAAUCAUAACAUAUUGGACAAACUUUGCUCGGACAGGAAAUCCAAACGAGGGUGCGAAAGAUGCUUCUCCGGCUUAUUGGCCAGAAUACGAUUACAAUACGAGGCAUUAUCUUGAACUAAACACGAGUUUAGAAGACAGUGGCAACAAUGCAGUUGGAUAUUCUUUCCGGAGAGAUUUUUCCGUAUUCUGGAGUCGUAUGGUACCUCAAAUAUAUGGUUCAAAAAGUGGAAUUUGCGAAUCGGUUGCAAACAACCAGUAUUCUCGCACAAAAUCACUCAAUGUUUGGGGGGCAGAAACCGCUCUCAAACGCCCCAAGUUCAAAUUAGACCAACCCGAUGAGGAUGACUUCCUAAAACUGAAAAGUUUCCCAAAAACAAUCAGCAGUCGUGAAGGCAGCGUAUGCGAAGGAACAGGGGAUUUUAUUAGAGCUACAAGUUAUGGAUGCAUUCAAGGUGAAAUGGGAAAAACCAACGGAAUGUUGUACUCAAGGUUUCUUGGCAUCCCAUACGCAAUACCGCCGGUUGGAUCAGAAAGAUUUGAGAAACCUACAGAACCAACGCCCUGGACAGGAACGAGGUCGAUGACUACUUUCCAAAAAUCGUGUCCGCAAUCUCCAUAUGAUGCUUUAACUAUGAGUGAAGAUUGCUUGUACAUGAAUGUAUAUGUUCCCAUUGAUUCGACAGAACCGUACGACCAAGUCAUUCCGAAAAAAUACGCUGUUACGAUAUGGUUACAUGGUGGUGGUUAUAUGACAGGAGAUGGGAUGGAAAGUUAUAUGGGAGAUGUUUUAGCCACAUCUGAACAAGUAAUUGUGGUUACAAUGAAUUACAGGUUAGGUGCUAUUGGAUUCAUGAGUACGGGCAAUCGAUUUUCACCAGGUAAUUACGGAUUAUGGGAUCAAAAUCUUGCAAUGCAGUGGGUUGCUGAUAACAUAGAAGCGUUUGGUGGAGAUUCAGAAAGAAUGACUAUAUUUGGACAAGGCGCGGGGGCAGAAAGUGCUCAGUUACAUAUGGUCAGCCCUUCAAGUAGAAAAGUUGGAGUCAACCAAACUAUUUUGCAAAGUGGGACGUUAUAUGGAUUUUACGAUUAUCCAGACCAGGAAACAGUUUCAUCAGAAUUGAUUUCUCGUACUGCAUGCUCGCGAGCGACAUCAAGUGACUCAGUUGAAUGUGUGAGAUCGCUUCCUAUCGAAGAUAUUGUUUCUGGACAAGAUGGAUCGUUGGACGAAUCAGUUCCUCUUCAGUUUGCGCCUGUAGUUGAUGGUAGCUUCUUACUUAGAGACCCACGAAACCUUUUAACUCUUAAGGAAAUGCGUGGCUGGAAAUUCAUGCUGGGUUCUAAUAGCGGAGAUGGGACCCCAUACUGGGAUACAGUUACAAGCGUCAAUACCGCUGAUCAAUUCCGAAAUACUAUCAGAACCUCAUUUAGAGAUUCUUAUGGGGUGGCAUCAGAUGAUGUUGAAUUUGAAUAUACAGAAUGGGCAAAUGAAUAUUUUACAUCGGAUACUACGGAAAUGCAAAAACAACUAUUCUCCAUGUACACCAGUCAACGAUAUAAUUCCCAGGCUGCUAAACUUGCAUUUACCGCUGGUGGUACAUUGACAGAUGUGUACAUGUAUUCUCUCGAUUAUCCAUACCAAACAACAGAGCAACAGCAAUAUCCAUCAUGGACGGGUGUUAUGCACGGGGGAGAUAUUCCAUACGUCUGGGGAGAUAUUGUGAGAGAUUCAGCUACGCAAGGUGAAAAUCCGGAGGCCUCUAUCCUUAGUUUCAACAUGAUGAAAUACUGGGCCAACUUUGCAAAAACUGGAAAUCCAAGUAUGGGCGAUCAAGGUGUAUUGACAGACGUCGAGUGGCCACGGUAUCGCAACCUACAUCGUCAUUAUCUCAAACUUGACGGCAACGAUAUCUCGGCCGAUUCUUAUCUAGGUGGAAAAGAAACGGCAUUCUGGAAUUUUAUCAUGCCUACACUUCGAGUGUCCUGUCCGUUAUAUAUGCCUUGA